Messenger RNA from Fusarium graminearum PH-1, 603 nucleotides. RefSeq lists its product as uncharacterized. The transcript is spliced from 3 exons. Lineage: Eukaryota; Fungi; Ascomycota; Sordariomycetes; Hypocreales; Nectriaceae. Bases 1 to 603 code for a protein of 200 amino acids. The record is from RefSeq and is a predicted model, not a curated record.
AUGAAGGCAGAGCAGUCUGACGGCGAAGAAUCAGAUGACAUUGAUGAGUCGAAUGACGACAACGAGAUGGCCACUUCACCCAAAGGCUCAGGCGUACUACCACCACCAGAUGUGACAAGUCGGUCCAAGGUCGCCGAGUACAGACCCAAGAAAGAUUGCGACUUUUGUGGUGUAGCACAAAUUGAGCCCAGAAAAAGCACAGACGCCUUACCCACCGUCGUGCGAAAGGCAUGCUGCCAGAAGACACAGCCUGCUGCGCUUGGCACCUCAACUCACACAGGACAGUCUAUUGCGUUCAGCACCUUGUCUCUUCUGGCACAACCUGCCCCGUUUCCAGAUACUGUUCAACAGACACUUCCAAACAACCAAAGUUCAGGCUUAACUCCUAGCAUGAACAACCUGACAUAUGUAAAUCCAUUUGCCGCUGCAUUUGUGUCACCGACUCGUAUUGCAGCCACUAUUGCGCCUCCUGCAGCUACCUUCGCGCCUCGUACAGCUACUGCACGAAAACCACCAUCCAAUGCGGGGUUUUCGGUGCAGAUGAGACUACAUGAACAUCAUUACGGCGACUUUCGAUGUCAUGACAAAGAGACCAAAAAUUGA